This is a messenger RNA of Puccinia graminis f. sp. tritici CRL 75-36-700-3, 468 nucleotides long. RefSeq lists its product as uncharacterized. The coding region runs from base 1 to 468 and encodes 155 amino acids. The record is from RefSeq and is a predicted model, not a curated record. The transcript is spliced from 2 exons. NCBI's taxonomy places the organism in Eukaryota, Fungi, Basidiomycota, Pucciniomycetes, Pucciniales, Pucciniaceae.
AUGGCCAGAUCCUCUGUUACUCCUCAUGGAACCCCCUCUCAACUACCCUCCCGCCAGUCUACUUGGAUUGUCACUCCGACCGCAAGCUCUAGCUACGUUAGGCCUAGCCGCAACUUGCAAAGGUCAGUUGGACCAACUACCCAAUCUCAAAGACAGGGGAAGAGUCUUGGUUCCGAAAGCGAAGCAGAGUCUGUUGUCCAAAUCCCACCCAAUCAGCAAUCCAAGAAAAAGCGCACACGUAAACCUCCUUCAACCAAGCAGCGCAAGGCCUCCAUCACUACCAACACAGAUGAUGAUUCUGACAAAGUGGACGGUGUCAUUGAUCACACUCAAGAUUCAGACAAAGAAAACUCAAAGGCCCUGGGACCAAGCAAGAAUAAAACUAGCUAUGACAAUAUCCGCGAGUACUUUGGGGCCCCAUUUCAUGCUAAAGAAAAGGACAAAGGAGAUAAACUGAGUUUCAAAUAG